AAUUUAUUCAGUGAAUUUUCUUUUUUAACACUAUUACGGCACAACUCCCAAGGGCAAGAAGAAGACAACUCUUGCCUCUCUCCCCUUCCCAGCAUUACCAGAAUUCCCAGGCCCAUCCUGGAAUGCCCGCUCACCUUGAACCCUGGGACCAGGGCGGAGGUGAUGGUCUGCCCCUGGGAUGUCUUGGCAAAGGGCUGUAAUUGUGGAUUCAGGAAACCCGGUCCUGGGCUAACUCAGUUCUCUCCACAUAAUUAAAAGAGGUAGAAAUGAAACGUCAGGAGGAAACAUGCACUUGAUAAAACUUAAAGAGCCCUGUCCAUUUUUGAAUCCUCACUUUGCUUUCCUGCCUUAAUUCUUGGCCACUGUAAAUUAUUUCAAAAAACGAUUUUAGAAGAGAAAAGGAGCCAGGAGUGAAAGAAGCGCCUUUAACAUUCCCCCUUUCUUUGGCAUCAUUUAGGAUUUUAAUUUUCAAGCAUGGCAAGGAGGCAGAAAUGGCUUCGGGCGGCAGAGGAGCAGCAUCACGUUAAAAUGAAGACAGAUUUCUCUUUUUCCUUGAGGUCUUCUCCUAAAAAGUGCCUAAAAAAUGAAGACCUCCCCCGGUGCUGAUUAGAACAGAAGGCAUUUCUAAUUCCUCACGAAUGGGAAGAGGAACUAUCCCAAAGCAAGGACUAACUUGACUCAACGCUAAAUCCACUACUUCAAGCUCCUGGGAGAAAAAAAAAAGCGCUGAAAUUAACCCGUUGUUUGGGAAAUAUCCCCGAAAUGCUUUUGUAACUUCAUCACCAACUACUCAGGGGGAAAUACUGCUCUUUAAGCCUCCCUUUUGCCCGAGAGUCCAGAGCUUCUAAACCAAGAAAGGAAGAAAGCAAGCGGGUUAUUUACGAGCGCCUCCCUCUCGCAGUUUUAAGCCGCUGUGCACCGAGCCUGCUUGUCACCGCUCCGGGCCAUCGCCGGGCGAGGCGACCGGCUCUGCGGGGCCCGGCGGGUCGGCCUUCCGCGUCCCCUAGCGGACGCGAGAGGUGGUGCGGCCCCGGCCACCCGCCGCAGAAAAGCGGGCCACCAGGAGACAGCGCCGCGUCCGCACGCUGUCGGCUGCACAGCCUCAGCGGCACCCCUGCUCGCCUUGUGUCCCCAUCCAGCGACCAGUCAGGCUGUGAGCGAGGGGAGUCCAGCCACCAAGGCUCCAGAGUUGGAGACCUCAGCAUAGUAGGCUGGGUGCCGCCUGGGGCCACCCCGACCUGGGCCGGGAGCGCACGCGUCUUUGCAGCCGUCCGCGACGGUGCAACUUCCCCAGGGAGCCGAGUUUAGUGGAAGCGACUGAGUAUCUCGAGGAACCGGCGGUCCGGGAGCUUCCCGCUCAUUUCCAGCGGCUCUGAAGGAGGUACCUCAAACGGGGCUUUCCGGGGUGGCGGCUGAGCCCCUAGUCCUACAAGAUUUGGGGUUCCUGGGAAGGGGACCACAGAGCCGCACGUGCGUCGGGAGAGAAACGCCAGGUCUUCUCAGGACCCUCGGGGUUUGUUUCAGGGCCCGACCCCGCAGGUCCGUCCGCGGAGUCGCCGGGAGUGUAACCCGAGGAGCCCCGCCCCGCCGCGCCCCGCCUUAAAGGUUCUCCGAGGCCAGGGGCGCACAGCGCCGGCCGCGGUCAUGGAGGGCGCGCUCGCGGCCAACUGGAGCGCCGAGGCGGCCAACGGGAGCGCGGCGCCGCCGGGGGCCGAGGGCAACCGCACCGCCGGGCCGCCGCAGCGCAACGAGGCCCUGGCGCGCGUGGAGGUGGCCGUGCUGUGCCUCAUCCUCUUCCUGGCGCUGAGCGGCAACGCGUGUGUGCUGCUGGCGCUGCGCACCACGCGCCACAAGCACUCGCGCCUCUUCUUCUUCAUGAAGCACUUGAGCAUCGCCGACCUGGUGGUGGCCGUGUUCCAGGUGCUGCCGCAGCUGCUGUGGGACAUCACCUUCCGCUUCUACGGGCCCGACCUGCUGUGCCGCCUGGUCAAGUACCUGCAGGUGGUGGGCAUGUUCGCCUCCACCUACCUGCUGCUGCUCAUGUCCCUCGACCGCUGCCUGGCCAUCUGCCAGCCGCUGCGCGUGCUGCGCCGCCGCGUGGACCGCCUGGCCGUGCUCGCCACGUGGCUGGGCUGCCUGGUGGCCAGCGCACCGCAGGUGCACAUCUUCUCGCUGCGCGAGGUGGCCGAGGGCGUCUUUGACUGCUGGGCUGUCUUCAUCCAGCCCUGGGGGCCCAAGGCCUACGUCACGUGGAUCACGCUGUCCGUCUACAUCGUGCCGGUCAUCGUGCUCGCCGCCUGCUACGGCCUCAUCAGCUUCAAGAUCUGGCAGAACUUGCGGCUCAAGACGGCGGCGGCGGCCGCUGAGGGGCCCGAGGGCGCGUCGGCUGGCAGCGGGGGGCACGCGGCUAUGGCCCGCGUCAGCAGCGUCAAGCUCAUCUCCAAGGCCAAGAUCCGCACGGUCAAGAUGACCUUCAUCAUCGUGCUGGCCUUCAUCGUGUGCUGGACGCCAUUCUUCUUCGUGCAGAUGUGGAGCGUCUGGGACCCCAACGCGCCCAAGGAAGCCUCGGCUUUCAUCAUAGCCAUGCUCCUGGCCAGCCUCAACAGCUGCUGCAACCCCUGGAUCUACAUGCUGUUCACGGGCCACCUCUUCCACGAACUCGUGCAGCGCUUCCUCUGCUGCUCCUCCGGCUACCUGAAGGGCAGCCGGCCCGGGGAGACGAGCGCCAGCAAGAAGAGCAACUCGUCCACCUUUGUCCUGAGCGGGCACAGCUCCAGCCAGAAGAGCUGCUUGCAGCCAGCCACUGUGUGACCAGCCUGGGUCAGGACUGCCUCCCUGGGCUGGGGUUGUGCUGACACAGACAGUCCGCCCCUCGGUGGCCAUGUAUGUAUGUGUAUAAGGUACCUUGCAGUUUGUACCCCUCCACACCUGGGGUAGCUUGAGCGGGGUGGGGAAUUCUGACCUGGGAGGGGGCAGUGGCCUCCACGGUGGAAGGUGAUAGGGUGACUCAUCGUCAGACCACCCUUGGGCCUCCCCUGAGCUCCCACAGGCACUCCUGCUACCCUGGCCCCACUGCUGCCCCUAGUGGGUGGGUUGCUUUUUUUUUUUUUUUUUUUCCUCCUGGACCUCUAAUUUCACUCCAGUACAUUUUUACUCCUUUAUUCUGGGAUCUUGUGAAAGGUGGUAAGUAAAGGAUUGGUGACCAGUUGGGUGUGGAACCCUAGUGUUCUGAGCGUUGAGUCAGGAGUGGGAAUGGGACCUCAGAGGGGGAGGGUGGUGCUAAUGUCCUCCUGACCUCAGGGGGCCUCUGCCUUUGAGGGGACUGAACCUGGGUGCCAGCUUGUCAGAAGGGGCCCUAGGAGCAGGGGCUUCCGUUAUGAGACCAUUUGGCACAGGCAGCCGACUAAAACUUGGGUUGAAAAUGUCUAGGAAGCUAAUAUUUAAGAAGCAAUUGGUGAAGAAAAAGAAAUGAAAGGCAUCCAAAUUGGAAAAGAAGUAAAAUUCUCUGCAGAUGACACGAUUUUGUAUAUAGAAAAUUCUGAGGAAUUCGUGUAUACACGUGCGCACACACAAACCCAUUAGAACUAAUAAAUGAGUUCAGCAAGGUUGCGGAGGACAAGGUCGAUAUACAAAACUCAACUGCAUUUCUUCUCACCAUCAAUGAACAAUAUGAGAAGGAAAUUAAGGCAUAAUUCCAUUCAGAAUAGUUUCAGAAAGAAUAAAAUAGGAAUAAAUUUCAUGAAAGAAGUGCAAGACUUAUAGCCUAAAAAAUACAAAAUAUUUUGAAGAAAUUGAAGAAAUUGAAAUUGAAGAAGACUUCAAUAAAUAGAAAUACAUUCUGUGUUCAUGGAUCAGAGACUUAAAUACUGUUAAGAUGACAGUACUAUCCAAAUUGAUGUACAGAUUCAGAGCAAUCCUAUCAAAAUGCUAGCUGGCUUCUUUGCAUAAAUUGAUAAGCUGAUCCUAAAAUUCAUAUGGAAAUGCAAGGGACUCAGAAUAGCCAAGUAAACCUUGAAAAAGGAGAACAAAGUUGGUGAAUUCAGACUUCCUGGUUUCAAAACUCCCUAUAAAGCUCCGGUCGUCAAGAGUGUGGUACUGGCAUAAGGAUAGACAUAGAGACCAAAGGAAUAGAUUAGCGAGUACGGACAUAAACUCUUACAUUUAUGACCAGUUGCUUUUUGAGAAGUGUGACGAGAGAAUUCAAUAGGGAAGAAUAGUCUUUUCAAGUUGUGGUGCUGGGACAACUGGAUUUCCACAUGCGAAAGAACGAAGUUAGAUCCCUACGUCACACUGGAUACAAAAAUUAACUCAAAAUGCAUCAGACCUAAACGUAAGCACUAAAACUAUAAAACUCUUCAAAGGAAACACGGGUGUAACCCUUCAUGACCUUGGGGUAGGUCGUGGUUUCUUAGAUAGAACACCCAAAAGCAUAAGCAAAGGAAAAAUAGAUACACUUAGACCUCAUCAAAGAUGAAAACUUUUGUGCGUCAAAGGACAUUAUCCAGAAAGUGAAAA
Equus caballus (horse) is the source of this 4515-nucleotide messenger RNA. It is a transcript of the gene OXTR, whose product is annotated as oxytocin receptor. NCBI's taxonomy places the organism in Eukaryota, Metazoa, Chordata, Mammalia, Perissodactyla, Equidae. Gene Ontology annotation, molecular function: oxytocin receptor activity; vasopressin receptor activity; peptide binding. The record is from RefSeq and is a predicted model, not a curated record. Gene Ontology annotation, biological process: regulation of systemic arterial blood pressure by vasopressin; maternal process involved in parturition; positive regulation of vasoconstriction. Gene Ontology annotation, cellular component: plasma membrane.